Messenger RNA from Helianthus annuus (common sunflower), 2101 nucleotides. RefSeq names its product amino acid transporter AVT1A. The record is from RefSeq and is a predicted model, not a curated record. NCBI's taxonomy places the organism in Eukaryota, Viridiplantae, Streptophyta, Magnoliopsida, Asterales, Asteraceae. The transcript has 11 exons. Bases 195 to 1772 code for a protein of 525 amino acids. Gene Ontology annotation, cellular component: plasma membrane.
CGCAUCAUCCACCUGGUGGUUCUCAAUUAUUCCAAUAUCUUCUACAUCGGUUACCACACCAAUUCAUAUACGAACUUCCAUAUUCCUCAAUCAUAUCCUUCACCGCUCCUGUAGUCUUUUCCCAUUCUAUCGGUGUUAUUGUCCACACAUACAUACUUUCUUUCAGGAGCCCUAACAAAAUUCAUUGAAUAAUAAUGAGAGACAAAGUAGACGAUGAUGAUGAUUACCUUUUGGAGGAAAAUGAUGAUGAAGAAGCUCAACAUGAUGAUACAGAAGAUGAUGAUGAUGAUGACGAAAGUCGUAAUUCUUCUUCGCAUUUCUCUUCUAGUCAAUGGCCGCAGAGUUACAAGCAGACAAUUGAUUCAUAUUCAAUCACAGCAACACCAAACUUUGGCCUCCUUAGAGAUCCUUCUUCUAUAUAUUCGUCACUAUAUGAUAUUGGAUGUGAAAAUAACUUUGACGAUGACGCAAAGGCUCGAUUGCUAUCUGAAUGUGAGAAAUAUUAUAGCAAAGAAGAUUUACGAAGAAUCACAAGGAAAAUAUCAUCAUGGUCAGGAAAGGGUUCCUUACAUGAACAACUUGGAGAGCUUCCCAUUAGCCAUGGAUGUAGCGUUACUCAGACUGUAUUUAACACGGUGAAUGUAAUGGUGGGAGUUGGGCUUCUUUCUAUGCCUUUUACGAUUGUGCAAGCAGGGUGGGCUGGGUUGGGUUUUCUAUUCCUGUUUGGCGUCAUAUGUUGUUACACUGCUUCGCUCAUGAAACGGUGCUUUGAGAGCAAAGAAGGUAUUCUUAGUUAUCCGGAUAUUGGAGAAGCUGCAUUUGGGAAAUAUGGUCGCCUUAUUGUAUCAAUUAUCUUGUAUACGGAGCUCUAUUCAUAUUGUGUGGAAUUUAUUAUUCUGGAAGGAGACAAUCUUACUAGUUUAUUCCCUACGGCUUCUUUGAAUUUCGGUGGUUACAAUCUGGACUCUGUUCACUUGUUUGCGGUUAUCACUUGUCUCAUUCUUGUACCCAUUGUGUUGUUGAAAAAUGUGCGAGUAAUCUCCUAUCUUUCAGCUACUGGUGUAUUGACUACAGUUGUGGUUAUCUUUUGUGUGUUUUACAUGGGGACCGUAAGUGUUGGAUUUAACGAAAGUGGUCCUGCAGUUAAGUGGAGUGGUGUGCCAUUUGCUUUGGGAAUUUAUGUUUUUUGCUAUUCCGGACAUUCCGUGUUUCCUAAUAUUUACCAGUCAAUGGCUGACAAGACCAAGUUUAGCAAGGCGAUGAUAAUAGCUUUCAUCUUGUGUGCGUCAAUGUAUGGGGCUGUUGCCAUUUUGGGAUACCUCAUGUUCGGUGAAAGCACAUUGUCCCAAAUAACACUAAACUUACCAGAUAACGCAAUCGUUUCAAAAGUUGCCUUGUGGGUAGUGGUCAUUAACCCGUUCACUAAAUAUGCGCUGCUUUUGAACCCGUUGACUAGUGCCAUAGAAGAGUUGUUACCUGCAAGAAUCCGAAACAGUACUUGGUGUUAUUUUAUCCUUAGAACAACAUUAGUCGUAUCGACUGUUUGUGUUGCAACUCUUAUCCCUUUCUUUGGUGCUGUGAUGUCUUUAAUGGGAUCACUCCUAUGUGUAAUGGUGGCGAUGAUAAUGCCAGCUCUGUGUUUUCUCAGAAGUCAAGGGAAUAAGGCAACAACUACACAGAUUGGUUUUAGUAUUUCCAUUAUUGUGGUUGGCAUCAUGAGUGCUCUAGUGGGAACUUACUCGUCAUUAUCGAGCAUUGUUACAAACUUAUGAGACCUUGUGUAACAGACCAAGCCUACAAAGAUGUUACCAUGAUGAUUUAGCAAGGAUCGUACAGGUUAACCAACGAGGAGGAACGUGUCUUUAAAUGGUGGCUUUUUGUUUGUUUCUUUUAUUUGAAGGAUCUUGUUGUUUGUUGGUCUGUCAUCCUGUGAAGUUUGUGCCUGGAUUUGAGUCUAGAACUAGUCCGGGUUGGCCUAGGAUGAUCUAGGCCGCCCGUACACAAACCUAGUUCAAUGAGGACUGAUCGAUUUUGCCCUAACAUCAGUUUUAAAAUGUUGGGAAUAUGUUCAAAUAAAUAAUAUAUUUUGGGUUGAGACGUA